Messenger RNA from Geosmithia morbida, 783 nucleotides. RefSeq names its product xyloglucan-specific endo-beta-1,4-glucanase. The transcript has 4 exons. The record is from RefSeq and is a predicted model, not a curated record. Bases 1 to 783 code for a protein of 260 amino acids. NCBI's taxonomy places the organism in Eukaryota, Fungi, Ascomycota, Sordariomycetes, Hypocreales, Bionectriaceae. Gene Ontology annotation, molecular function: cellulase activity. Gene Ontology annotation, biological process: polysaccharide catabolic process.
AUGCUAGUACUGCCCGUAACGGUCUCCAUCAUACUAGAGAGAAGCAUUAAACACAUCCAAGAAGACCAAUUCGCCUACCACGGCAGCCACGGCUACUAUUUCAACAACAACCAGUGGGGGCGCGACGAGGGCGCGGGCAACCAGACCCUGUACGUCGACCGCGUGGAAGACACCGGCGUCGCCUGGCACGUCGACUGGACCUGGGAGGGCGGCGAGAACAGUGUCAAGAGCUACCCUUACUCCGGCCGCGAGAUGCCGGACGAGAAGAGGCUCGUCAAGGACAUCGGCAGCAUCCCCACAAAGGUCGCGUGGGACUAUAGCGGGAAGAACAUCCGCGCAAACGUCGCCUACGACCUGUUCACCGCGGCCGAUCCCAAUCGUGAUAUAUCGGGAGGGGACUAUGAGCUCAUGAUCUGGCUUGGUAACCUUGGAAAUGUACACCCUAUCGGUUCGAACAAGGGAGGCGUCAAGGUCGCCGGUCGCACUUGGGCUCUGUUCGUCGGCAACAAUGGCAACAUGAAGGUCUACAGCUUCGUCGCCCCCGAUACUGUCAAGUCGUUUGAUGCCAAUCUCAUGCCGUUUUUCGAUUACAUUACCAAUCAUUAUGAUUUUCCUGCCGGCGAUCAGUACUUGACUACCCUUCAAUUCGGUACCGAGCCAUUCACAGGAUCCAACGCCACAUUCACCACGUCAAACUGGGAGGGUCACAUUUCCAACGAGGCCGGCGAAGAUUACGAUGACGAUGACGAUGGUGCUUGCUGCAGUGCAUGUGUUGUCGUCUAA